Myzus persicae (green peach aphid) is the source of this 1239-nucleotide messenger RNA. Its product is annotated as molybdenum cofactor sulfurase-like. Lineage: Eukaryota; Metazoa; Arthropoda; Insecta; Hemiptera; Aphididae. The coding region runs from base 243 to 1094 and encodes 283 amino acids. Gene Ontology annotation, molecular function: molybdenum ion binding; catalytic activity; pyridoxal phosphate binding. The transcript is spliced from 7 exons. The record is from RefSeq and is a predicted model, not a curated record.
AAACCUUGAGUAGUUUGAAAUCGGUAGUAAACAAUAUUACACGUUCGAUGCAAAAUACUACAGUUCAAACGUCUAUACAUUGCAGAAUUGAUAAACAACGUAGCCAGUAGUCACAGUAUAUCUACCAGUCGAACGAAUCGGACGUUGAUACACUUUACAAUACGCUUUUUGAACAAUUUUGGUAGAGCAAUCCGGUCAAACCCGUCGACAGGCAACAGAACACAGUCGACGAGUACAAUACGAUGGAUCUACACGUGUCAAGGAUUUUCGUUUAUCCGAUCAAAUCUUGCGGAGCAUACGAAACGAAGGAAUGGCUAUUGGAACCAUACGGGUUUCAAUACGACCGAAGCUGGGCUGUGGUCAGUGAGGCGGGAAUGUGUAUGACGCAAAUGGAAGAGCCAAAACUCUGUCUGGUGAAGCCGUAUAUCGAUUUGCAAAGAGGAACCAUGACUCUGGUAUAUGCAGAAAACAAAGACGAAGUUCCGAUGGAAGUUCCAUUGGAUACGAAACUCGAUGCGACCAAGAGAACGGGAAAAAUUUGUUGGGGUGGAUCUUUGGAAGGAAUCGACUGUGGAGACGAAGUGGCCGAAUGGCUCAGUUGGAACCUCGAUCGGCCAGGGUUAAGACUUGUUUGGUGCACCGGCCGCAAUGUGUCUCCGAAACAUUAUGGAAGGUUAGAUCCAAAGGUAAUAGGUAAUAACCUAUGUCAAUAUCUAUUGUCCACGCAACCAACGCUCAAAUGGUUACAGCAAGAAAUGGCAAACUCGAUAGCGGAAAUAGAUGAAGAUAGUCUGUUACUUCGAUUCCGAGGUAACUUUUUGAUUUCUGGCAACAAUCUACCAGCCCACGCCGAAUUAACUUGGGACCAGUUGGACAUUGGAGGAGUCAAAUUGCAAUUCGAUUCGGCUUGUGAAAGAUGCAAAAUGGUAAAUAUCGAUCAGGAUACAUCGGAGAAUAUUUAUAAACCAAUGUCCAUAUUGUCCCAACACAAGUGGCAAGGCAAAAUCGUUUUCGGAAUCUAUAUGAAUCGCAAAGAUACGGAAAAAUGUAAAAUACGAGUGGGCCAAAAGUGCACUGUCAUUAAUAAAAAAUGAUUUGUCAUAGGAUUUAUCUAUGUACUCGUAUAAUAUAAAUAUCGUUUGAACUUAAAAUGAACAAACUUACAACACGGCAAUCUUGUAAAUGCCACAGAAUAAUUAAUCAUGAUAAUGGAAUAAAAAAGUAUUUUUUCUUAAAUUA